AUGGAGUCUUCAACGACGUCGUUUAAAGACAAUGAAAAGCCGACUGCCGCCUGUCCCACCCGAGGAACUGUAUAUCCUCCACCACCACACUACGGCGGCGGACACCCACCAGCAGGAUACGCUCCGCCCCCGCCAAUGCCGGGAUACGGUGGACAUCUGUCGCCACCACCACCGUACAGCCCGUUUCCACCGCCGUACAACAUUGGGCCCUACACUCCACCUCCACAACCCUACGGUUAUCCACAUCAUCCCCCGCCACCGCCGGCUUAUGGUUAUGCUCCGCCGCCAGGAAAUCGGCCGGCGGGGAAUGCUCCAACGAAGAAAAAGAAGUCAGGGAUGAGUAAAAUUCUCGGAAUGGGAGCGGGGUUGGUCGGAGGGCUUUUGCUCGGCGAAUUGGCGGCGGAUGGUGGGGCGGUGACGCCAUCGUUUGAUUUAUUUUCCGAUCCGACAGGCGGCGGAGGACUGGAUUACGAUGCAAGCAUGCAAUCUAUGUCUGAUAGUAUGGAUUUGCUCGGUACCAUUGGGUGA
This is a messenger RNA of Benincasa hispida (wax gourd), 528 nucleotides long. RefSeq lists its product as uncharacterized. Lineage: Eukaryota; Viridiplantae; Streptophyta; Magnoliopsida; Cucurbitales; Cucurbitaceae. The record is from RefSeq and is a predicted model, not a curated record.